AUGCUGUGGUUUUCCCUUUUAUUUCAUUCCAGGUUUCUGAUUGUCUUGGGGUGUUUGAUCUUAGCUGUCUUGACAACUUUCAAGGAGUAUGAAACUGUUUCGGGAGACUGGCUCCUCUUGCUGGAAACUUUUGCCAUUUUCAUCUUUGGAGCAGAGUUUGCCUUAAGAAUCUGGGCUGCCGGGUGUUGCUGUCGCUACAAAGGAUGGAGGGGGAGACUGAAGUUUGCCAGGAAGCCUUUGUGUAUGCUGGAUAUCUUUGUGCUGAUCGCUUCAGUGCCAGUGGUUGCGGUUGGGAACCAGGGCAAUGUUCUGGCCACAUCACUCAGAAGCCUCCGCUUCCUUCAGAUCCUACGGAUGCUCCGAAUGGAUAGGCGGGGCGGCACAUGGAAACUUUUAGGAUCGGCCAUUUGUGCACAUAGCAAAGAGCUCAUCACUGCUUGGUACAUCGGGUUCCUGACACUCAUCCUAUCCUCGUUUCUUGUUUAUCUGGUUGAAAAAGAUGUUCCUGAAAAGGAUGCUAAUGGGGUGGAGAUGAAGGAAGAGUUUGAAACUUAUGCAGAUGCACUGUGGUGGGGGCUGAUCACCCUCGCUACAAUUGGGUAUGGCGACAAGACCCCCAAAACAUGGGAGGGACGGCUGAUUGCAGCUACUUUCUCUCUCAUUGGAGUGUCUUUCUUUGCUCUUCCUGCAGGCAUUCUGGGCUCAGGGCUGGCACUGAAGGUCCAGGAGCAACAUCGUCAAAAGCAUUUUGAGAAAAGAAGAAAGCCAGCAGCUGAACUCAUCCAGGCUGCCUGGAGAUACUAUGCUACUAACCCCAACAGGAUUGAUCUAGUUGCUACCUGGAGGUUUUAUGAAUCAAUUGUAUCAUUUCCAUUUUUCAGGAAAGAGCAAUUGGAUGGUACUGCCAGCCAAAAGCUGGGUCUCUUGGAUCGGGUUCGUGGUACCAAUACUAAAGGAAAGCUAUUUACCCCUCUGAAUGUAGAUGCCAUUGAAGAAAGUCCUUCAAAAGAGCCUAAGAAUGUUGUCUUGAAUAAUAAGGAGCGUUUUCGCACUGCAUUCCGAAUGAAAGCGUACGCUUUUUGGCAAAGCUCAGAAGAUGCAGGAACAGGGGAACCCAUGGCAGAAGAGAGAGGCGAUGGUAGCGACUUCCUUAUGGAAGAUAUGAUUCCCACAUUCAAGACAGCCAUCCGAGCUGUCAGAAUACUACAGUUUCGUCUGUAUAAAAAAAAAUUCAAGGAGACUUUGAGGCCUUAUGAUGUAAAGGAUGUGAUAGAGCAAUACUCAGCAGGGCAUCUUGAUAUGCUUUCCAGAAUAAAGUAUCUUCAGACAAGAGUAGAUAUGAUUUUUACACCUGGACCUCCAUCUACUCCCAAGCAUAAGAAAUCCCAAAAGGGAGGAGCUUUUUCUUACCCUUCACAACAGUCUCCCAGAAAUGAACCAUAUGUAGCCAAAGCAUCUACAGCAGAUACUGAAGACCAAAGCAUGAUGGGCAAAUUUGUUAAAGUUGAACGACAGGUUAAUGACAUGGGGAAGAAACUGGAUUUUCUUGUUGAUAUGCAUAUGCAUCACAUGGAACAGCUGCAAGUACAGGUCGCUGAGAUAAGUCCAUUGAAAGAAACUGCUUCUCCUGCAAAGGAGAGGAGAGACGAAAACAAAUAUUCUGAAUUAAAAACAAUAAUAUAUAAAUACACCGAGCAUUGUGCUCAUGAAACUCCUUACAACUUCCAACAGGUUCCAGUCAACAAAGUCAGUCCUUAUGGUUUCUCAGCACAUGGUCAUAUGACUCAACCUUUAUCAAUAGGUGGGCAAAACUCUGGCAAACUGCAAGCCACACCUUCCUCAACUUCAUAUGCAGAAAGACCAACAGUUCUGCCUAUAUUUACAUUAAUGGACUCCCAGGUUAGCUACCACUCUCAAGGAGACCUACAAAGUCCUUACUCAGAUAAGGUGUCUCCAAGGCAGAGAAGGAGCUUAACAAGAGACAGUGAUACUCCAUUGUCCCUUCUCUCCGUCAACCAUGAGGAACUCGAGCGCUCCCCAAGUGGCUUCAGUAUCUCCCAAGACAGAGACGACUUCCCAUUUGGCCCCAACGGGGGAUCAGCAUGGAUGAGAGAGAAACGCUACCUAGCAGAGGGGGAAACGGACACAGACACCGACCCUUUCACACCAAGUGGCUCCAUGCCUUUGUCUUCUACAGGAGAUGGGAUUUCAGAUUCAAUAUGGACCCCUUCAAAUAAGCCAGUUUAAAAGUGCGUGUGGGGGCAGUCACUGGUUGACUUCUCCAUGUAAUGUAAGCAUACUUUGUAUAUCUCACUUACUCUACACCCAAA
Molecule: messenger RNA, 2330 nt
Organism: Nestor notabilis (Kea)
Lineage: Eukaryota; Metazoa; Chordata; Aves; Psittaciformes; Psittacidae
Gene: KCNQ3
Product: potassium voltage-gated channel, KQT-like subfamily, member 3
Exons: 14
Coding region: 1-2247 (748 amino acids)
Biological process (GO): transmembrane transport; potassium ion transport
Cellular component (GO): membrane
Molecular function (GO): voltage-gated potassium channel activity
Source: RefSeq, a predicted model, not a curated record